Molecule: messenger RNA, 978 nt
Organism: Cuscuta epithymum
Lineage: Eukaryota; Viridiplantae; Streptophyta; Magnoliopsida; Solanales; Convolvulaceae
Source: the annotation of a GenBank genome assembly
GUACCCGUAUUUUGCAGACCACUUCCAGCUGAGCUGUGGGGUAUCCAAUUCUAUCAAGGGAUAGUCAAAACUACUCCCCCGAUUCUCUUUUAUAACCCUUGCGUAUACUUCACCGCUGUGGCACAUCACUUCUGCGACUCUGCGAGCUUCACAAAUCGGCGACCUACGAAGACCAAUCAGCCAACCAACGAACUUCACCUUGGUAUGGAAGACGGUGGCGAAUCCGAAAAACAAAAAAGGUGUAGGAUAAGUUGGAAAAACAUGAAUGUGGUCAAAACUUUUCUUGAGACUUGCAUUCAAGAAAUUUCGAUAAAUGGGCGUGAAGGGAGUAGUCUCAAAGCACUUUCAUGGAAGAAAGUCACUGAGGUUUUAAAAAGUACUCAUAACUUUUCUGUGGAUCGCAAGCAAAUGAAAAAUCAUUAUGAUUAUCUUAAGGGAAAGUAUGGAGCCUGGUUACUACUAAAAAAUAAAACAGGCAAUGUUUACGAUCCGUCUACCAACACCUUUAAUCUUACAUCUGAGGAAUGGGCUAUCGAAAUUAAGAAAAAUAAGUACGUAGAGACUUUGAAGACUACUUCACUUCCAUUCCCCGAACUUUGUGCACAACUCUUUGAUGGAUCUGUUGCUACGGGUGCUGAAGGUUGGGGUCCCAGUGCAGUUGAACCAAUGUCACAUGGACAUACUUCAACAGAAAACACUCCAUCUCAAAGUCCCUUUGUGGUUGAAGAUGAAGAUGAAGUCCAAGGUGGACAAUCUGUGUCAACAUCAAUUGCACAAUGUUCAACCCACAAAAAAGUUAAAAAACUGAAGAAUAAGGGCAAACAAGUCACUUCAGCUAUUGAUGAUGUAAUUUUGAGUGCUAUUCGUAUAGUUGCCGCAAAACAAGCAAAGCCCGAAUCACCUCCAAAAGUGGCACCACCUACAUUUGAUGAUUGCAUCAAUAAGCUCAAAACUCUUGGAUGGGAAGGAGAUGACCCA